Messenger RNA from Cinara cedri, 11658 nucleotides. Lineage: Eukaryota; Metazoa; Arthropoda; Insecta; Hemiptera; Aphididae. The record is from the annotation of a GenBank genome assembly.
AUGAACUUUACCAGUAGACUGAUUUGGUUCCUGCAGGUAGGUAGUAAUAAUAAUAAUAAAUAAGUUUAAUAAGGUUAUUAUUUAUCACCAUGGGUUGUAAAAAUGUACUAACUUCUUAAGUAGAUAUGACGUGUUUGUAAUAUUUUUAUAAAUUUUUGUAGGUACAUACAUAGUAGUAGUUAUUGAAAUUAUUAUUUAUUAUAUUUUAUAAUACUAAUAAAAUAAUAUAAAGUUUGAUAAGAAUAAAAAUAUUUCAUAUAAAUAUGUUUACUCAUUUAUAAUUUAAUUUGUCUGUAAAUACCUGCCUGUGUUGUGAUUUGUUUUUUUUUAACCUUUUUAUGGAUCAAUAUUAAAUCAUAUUAAAUUAAUUAAUAUUCUGAUUUUUAGACAAAUUUUAGUGUAAUAUUUAUAAUAUGGGUAGAAUAUUAGAUAAAUGUACAUUUGUGAUAAUGACAGAUAAAAAUAAUAAAUUGAUGUUUGUUAUUCGUUUUUGAAAAAUUGACUAUUAUUUAUUAUUUUAGAUUUCAGAUUUACACCUUAGCAUUUUUCAUGACUGGAAACGAGUAACUGAGCUUAAAGAAUUUUGUGAACUAACUUUAGAUACUAUUAAACCAGCAGCUGUAUUAGUGAGUGGUAUGUUUUCAAACUUUGUAAAUUGUAUAACAUAAAUUAAUAUCUACUUAAAAGUUGUACAAUUACUUUUAUUGAAAUUAAAACAUUUAACUAUAUUAUUCUACAAUGUGUGUGAUGUAUCUAGAGUUGGUUCUUUCACUAUCUACUGUUUAGAAACUUCUUCUCUUUCGCCUUCAUUCCAACUAACCACUCUCGUCUUAAACUUCCAACUUAAGAAGACGUCGUACCCACAUGUGCUGUCAUACAACCAUGCGACAUAGCAAAUUUUUGUUCAGCAAGGACAACUUUGUGCUGUUAGUUUUGAUAUUAAGAUGAAUAUUAUCACUCUAAUUGUAUCGUCUUUUUUUUUUAUUAUUGUAAUUUUUAAGUUGGAUAUAGUUGUAUGAAACAUUAUGAUCAAAAAAUUAAAUUAACGAGAAAAAAACAAUAAGACGAUACAGAUAAUAUUCAUAUCUUUAAAUUGUAUAUUAGGUAAAUUCACUCUAAUACCAAAACUAACAACACAAAGUUGUCCCUGCUGAUCAAAAAUUAGUAUGUCACGCAGCCGUAUAACAGAGACAGCACAUGCGGGUACAACGUCCUCUUAACCCAAUAGUUACCCUCACAUCAUUUUUGCAUAUGCCCAUUAUCUUCAUAAUCAUUCUCAAUUACCUCUUUUUGGUCUUCCUCUCUAUCUCUUUUAUUCUACUUUUAUUUUAAUUACAAAUUUGACUGUUUCUGAUUUAUCUCUUCUCAUGACAUGCCCAAAUUAUCUCUGUCUAUUUUUUCUUAUUAUUUCUUCUAUCUAAAUCACGCCUAAACUAUCUCUUACGUACUCAUUCUUUAUUCUAUCUUCUCUUGUCACUUCAUUCAACUGAACAUUCUCAUCUCUGCUACACUCAUUCUCUAUUCUAUUUUUCUGUCUACUACCCAACAUUAUGAAUCAUACAAUCUGGUUUCACUAAAGUCUUUUAGAACUUACCUUUAAGUCCCACUUAAAUCUUCUCACAUAAAACUCCUGACACUUCACAUCCUCAUUAAAACCAAGCUGCUUAAUACUCUUAACAACUCCUAUUAUGUUACCACUUAAUAGCAUUAGCUGUCUUAUCUUGUUCCUCCAAACUUGUACUCUAUAUACUCUGUUUUACUUUUACUUUCCUCAAGCCUAUUGUUAACUUCUUCUAGAUUUUCUGUUUGACAGAAUUUUACACCGGCUGUUGAAUUGACACAACCUCAAUUUAUCACAUCUUACAAAAAAUGGUAGUACUCAAGGAGUAUCAUUAUCCCCUCUCACAACAAGGAGGGAUGAAUUCCUCCAUCCUACAGAAAACAAUACCUUAUAUCUGAAAUUAUUCACCUGGGCUUUUCAUCAACAAAAAAUUAGGGCCCCAGGUUCACUGAACUCGUAACAUCAUAUGCCCUACUGAGGUUCAUUGACUCUUUAGUAAUACUUAAAAUAUGAAAAUAUUUUGAGUUCAAGUUCAGUGUGAAUAUAAACAAUUUAUUUGCCACAAAAUAUUGAGUUUGACAUCUUUAAUAAUUAUAUAAAUAUAGGUUGUUAUAAAAAUACUUCAAAUCCCUGACAAAUUGAUAACUGUAAAUGUAUUUAUUUCUAAAUGAAUAAAAAAUGUUUUUGAUAUAGGUGAUUUAACCGAUGCAAAAAAAAAAAAUGGCAUUGGAUCAACACAAUAUGAAGGAGAAUGGUUAGCAUACCAUAAUGUAUUAACAUCUAAAAAAGUAUCUGAAAAAACUAAAUGGUUGGACAUUCGUGGAAAUCAUGGUAAAGUUUUAAAACUUAUUUAAUAUGUUUAUGUUAAAUUUAGUGUUUAUUAUGAUAUCAUUUAUUUGAUUUUAGAUAGUUUUGAUGUGAAAAACUUAGAUUCUCCAAACAAUUUUUACCGAAAAUAUUCUAAACAAGGCCAAUCACAUCCUCGAUCAUAUAAAUAUAAAGUUACCAAUGAUGCUGGAAUGAGUCUUAAUUUUAUUGCUAUUGAUGCUUGCUUGGAUCCUGGACCAAAGAGACCUUUUAAUUUUAUUGGAAACCUAGAUGAUGAUGAAAUAUUUCAAUUGAAUUAUUUAGCGAAUAAUACUAACGAUCCUAUCGUGUGGUUUGGACAUUAUCCCACUUCAUGCAUUUUUACAGCAGGAAGUAAAACUGUAAAAAAAAAAAAAAAAAAAUUAUAUCAUUGUUAGUAUAAAUACAUACAAGUUGUUUAAAUUUAGGUAAGGUCAAUUAUUGGUGAUAAUCCCAUGUCUAUUGCCUAUUUAUGUGGGCAUUUACAUACAUUGGGUGGUUUGGUACCACAUAUGUAUACAAUACAAGAUGAAGGAUUUGCCGAGUUAGAACUAGGUGACUGGAAAGAUGAAAGAAUGUAAUAAAUUUAUAAUUAAGUGUAAAAUAAUCAACUAUAGAGGUUUAUACUUGUAUUUUGUUGUAGGUUUAGAUUAUUAGCAUUUGACCAUGGUUCAUUUACGUUUAUUGAUAUACGACAUGGUCAGUGGCCAAUUAUACUAGUCACUUAUCCAAAAAUACCAUGGCUUACUAUAAGAAAUAUGGAAACUGAUGAAAAUUUAAAGACAAAUAAUAAAUAUAUAAGGUUAUUGCAUAUUUAAAAUUAUAUUUUCUAUGAUACUCAUUUGUUCUUAUUUAUUUUAGAAUAUUAGCUUUCUCUAUUGAUCCUAUCAAACAUGUUUUAGUUCAAAUAGAUGAAGAAUAUAAAUGGGUAAAUUGCAGUAAUAUUGAAGGUAGUCCUUUGUAUGUAACCGAAUGGGAUUCAAAUAGAUAUUCAAGAGGACUACAUGUAAUAAAUGUAAGUAAUUAAAAUUUAAUUAAAUACAAUUAUUGUAAUUUUACAAUGUUAAAAUUUAUCUUACAACAUUUAGGUACUGGUCAGUUUAAUACAGUGAGUCUCACCUUGUUUCACAGAUUUUUCCAGCGCUAAUAUUAAUUUUUUUCAAUCGGUUUAUCUUUGAGAAAGACAUUGGUUCGGAAAAAAAUUACAUUUUUAUUUUCAUCCCUUAACCAUACACACAAAAAAAAAAAAUUUUAUUUAUUCACUUUAGAAAAUUUUAAAAAUAUACAUUUUGUUAAAAGUAUUAUUUUAAAAAUUUUAAUGUAUUAUACAUUCAUAUCCGAUAAAUAGUUUCUUCUCAGUUACAAUUGUUUUAAUUAGGCGUGAAAAUAAUUAAUAUUCAAUAAAAUAACAAAUUAUGCGAUAAGGAAUUACAAUCAGCACAGUAAUUUACCUUCUAUUGAAUAUUAAUUUUCACAUCUAUUUUCUAGAAAUUAAAACGGCUAUAAUUAAGAAAAUAUGUAUCAGAUAUGACUGUAUGAUACAUUAAAAUGUUUAGAAUAAUAUUUUUAACAAAAUGGCUAUUUUGAAAAUUUCUAAAGGGAAUAAAUAAAGUUAUUAUUAUUAUUAUAUUUUUGUGUAUAGGUGAUGAAAAUAAAAAUUAAAUUUUUUUCUCCAAACCAAUUUCCCCUUCAAAGACAAAUCAAUUGAAAAAAAAAAUAAUUUUAGCACUAGAAAAAUCCAUCAAACAUGGUGAAACACACUGUAUAUCCAAAUAUUUUAUUUGUAUAUUUUAUUUUUAUUUAAAGUUCACAAUUGUAAAAUAAUAUGGUUGGUAUUAUCUGAAUAAUAAGUGAUAAAACUUAUUCUCACUGCACAUCUGCAAAACAGAUGUCUUCAAAAAAAUGUAUUCAAUUAUUACAAUAUCAUUAAUACAUACCAAAAUUACAUUUUUAUUAAAUUAUAUAUAGUUUAGUGUUAACAUUCAUAAUUUAUUUGGAAUAAGGGGUCCGUUGAGUCAGUUGGCAGCCAGUAUAAAAUGCGUUCAAAUAGUACAAAGAGUCCAAACUAGAUGGAUUGUCCCAUUUUGGAUGUGCAUGAGGACAAUAGAUGAGAGGAAUUAACAAAGCAACACUAUUGAACUCCGCUCAGAAUCAUUUUUCGUUAGCAAUGGUUUAUCAUUGUGUACAAAUAUACAUUAAAUUCCCAUUAAUGUUCUACCUUUCCAACUUCCGACCUACAACAGUGACUGUACCUGUCCCCAUUAUUCUAAGUCAGCUUUUUAUUAUUGUACCUGUUUUCAUAUGUUUUCUUAUGUUUUUCCCCAUUUAUUGGGAUACCUUCUGGGAAAAUCAAAAAACGGCCUUCUUUAAGUACCUCCUCAGUCAGAUAUCCUUUUAGAAAAAAUGCUAUCAUCGUAAAUUGGAGCAAAAUUGCUGAUAGAAAAUUUGUCCACAGAAAAAUAAACAUGAUUGUAAAACUAAUUCAUUCCUCCCUCCACUUAGAAUCUAAAAUUACAGAAGAAGAAGUCGAGGAUUCUGCUAUGAAAAUAAAUUAAAAAUAAAGAAACAGAAAAAUAAGAAAGUGCAUAGAGUUCUAGAGAAUAAAAAAAAUAAUUUGAGCUAAGGCAUAAAUACAGAAGGGGAGAAUAUGGUAAGUUAACCAAAGUUAAAGAUAUAUGACUUACUUAAUCUUUUAUUGUUAGUAGUAUUAUGUUGGCUAUGGUUUCUAUCAACACUGAAAUGUUUCUAAUAGAGCUAGAAAAAUGGAUCAAGCGUAUACUUAUUUUAUUUUAAAUAAAACUCUUCCUUUGGGUGUAAAAGUGAGCAAUAGUCUAUUGCUUUAUCUCAAUAGUUACUAUAAAGAGCCUAAAUCAUUGGAUAUUGCAACCGAUGUUGCCACUAUAUUGCACUUUUAACUGAGUUGAAGAAUAUUUCUGAAAACAAUUAGUCGAUUAAUGUGAAAUUGAGUAGUAUUAUGAUCCCUAGUUCAUCUAGAACCUCUUCCAGUGUUGUAUUUUGUCAAGCAGCAGAACCAAUUCCUAUUGUCUCAGCAGCUUCAAUAACAAAUCGUGUAACUACAUCAGACCAUUCUAAAUUUAUUGUUGAUUCUGGUGUUAAUAUUUCUACUGGCUUAUCUGUUGCUCCAACACAGAAAUUCCCUAACUUGUUUGUCUCUAGGUUUAACCCUAAUGCCACUACAGAUCUACUUAAAUCUGAAUUGUUCUUCGAAUUUAAUAAUAUCACAGUAACUCGGAUGGUUACUAAGCAUCCAACAUACGCAUUGUUCCAUAUUCAUUUGCCGCUUGAUAAACUUCAAGCUGUACUUGAGCCAUCAUUGGCCUUCGUUAAGUACUGCAAUUUGUUAUUACCAUUUUUUUUUUUUUAUUAUUAUUAUUAUUAUUAUCAUUUGUAAUUUAAAUUGAUUCUAUUGUUUAUUGCGCUCCAAGCCUAUUAAUAAAUAAAACAAAAUAAAUAUUUCAUACGAAGAAAGGAAUCCGAAGCAAUAAGAAUGGUAAUAAAAACAAACAGAGAAGGAAGACCAAAUAUGAAAACAGCCAGUGUAUAUGAGGAUGAUAUGUGAGAUUAGGUUAUGGGGAAAUUUAGAACAAGGGUAGACUAGCACAAAUAGUAGUGAAGAAGAAGAAGAAAAAGAGUAACCAACUUAAAAUUAGAAUGUAAUUUAUCUAAACUGCAAUCAUAAUACAUAAAUUAUUAUUUUUUUAAAAUAUUAAAUAUAUUUAGGUUUUAUAAUUUCAUGUAGGUUAAAGUUGAAGAUAUUCAAGGACGUAUACAUGAAGUUAGCCAAGCUUUUUCACUUGACAAUUCCAAACCUACAUUAAAAUUAUUUUCACAAUGGCCACUAAAUGUUUAUUUUCCUGAUGUGGUAAGUAAAUAUACAGAGUGUAACAGAACUAUUUAACAAAUAUAUCAAUAUUUUUUUUAAAUUAUCUUGGUGUUAUGUUUUAAGUAUUUUUGAAUAAGAAUUCAAAAUAAAAAAUGUACAAUUAUAAUUAAAAUUUCAAAAAAAAAAUUGAGAGCCAUUUUUGAGAAAAAUUUUGGUAGCAAAAACUUUUACUAAGUUUGAGUCAAUUAUUUUUAAACAGCUUUUAAUAUUUUAUAAAAUAUGACAUUUUUUAUGUGACUAAUUUUUGAAAUACUCAUUUUUAUUUUUCGAUGGAAUACCUAUUGUAUAAUUUGAUAAUAUUCUUAUUAUAUUAAUUCAAGCCAAGCCAUGAAUCUGAUAAAUGCUUAUCAUUUAUAUUAGUCAAUUACAUAUUAUUAGUAAAAAUAGCAAAAAAUAAAUUUGAAUUUAACUAAUUUUAAAAAUUAAUAAUUUAAUCUAAUUGAUAGUUUCUAAUACCAAUAAUAUUUUUAAAACUUAAAUUAUAAAAUAGCUAUCUUAAGUUAUAAUACAAAUAUUGAGAUUUUUUAUUUUUAGUUGUUAAGUUAUAAAAUAAAAUAUAAAAAUUUUAGUACAGAGCUCUAAUAAUUAUUGUAUAAAAAAAAUAUAUAUUUCAUAGAUAAAAUAUAUUACGUAUUUUGUUAAAUAGUCUUUUUAUACUCUGAAUUUUGUUUACAUUGUUGUUUUUUAAAUUGGUCAUAUAAGAAAAUUGAGAUUUUAUUAACUGUACAUUGUCAUAAUAAUAAUUAUAAUUUUAAAAACCUGGGCAAACUUGAUUGAAAUUUAAAGGUUUUGUGUUCAAUUUAUAUUUUCCCAAUUUUUAAUACAACAAUAUUGGCCUUGAUGUGGCACUAUAGACAUACUGAUUGCUGGUCAGCACAUGGCUUAGCUGCAUAAUUUCUUGCUUACUCCCAGAUGAAUGUAUGGAUGUUGUUGACAGUAUUAGCAAUAAACCGUGCCUACUAAUAUACACUAACAUUUACUCAUGCCAAGAUAUAAUAAGCCAUCAGCAAAAUUAAAAAUAUACAUAAAAUAGUAUUUUUAUUAAUUUAAAAAAUUGUAUUCUAAUUUAUCAAUUAUUGUAUUUGAAUGGGAUUUCAAUAAUUGAAUUCUGCAAGUAUUUUAUGAUUUAAAUAAAGCAAAUUAUUAAACCACUAAAAUUAAUAGUAUGUUGGUUAGAUAUGUACCUAUUGAAUUAGUUUCUAGAAAAUUGAAAUAUAAUAUCGUACAGUUCGAAAUUCUGUUAUUAUUAAAUAAAAUGUACUUAAAAUUCAUUGAGAAUUUAAACUUAUACAUAAUAUAUUGUUUUAUUUUUACUGGUGAUAUAUUAAUAUAUUAAUGAAAUUUAAAAGAAAUGUAUGUAUGAUGUGUUAGUUAUACUAAUAUGUGACAUACUCCAGUCAAAAUAUUUUAGCUUCUGAAUAAUGUUUUGAAAUAUUUAACUAAAUAAGUGAAUGUUAUUUAUACAGUGUAUGUUUUAUUAUUUGUAGUCAGUAUCGGCAUAGACUGAUGUUAAGGAUAUCAGAUUUUCUAUCAAAAUUAAACAAAAAUGUUUUAUGUUUGGAGUAUGAAAAACAACAUGUUUCCAACCUAUAUAUAGGUUAACUUUAAAAUCAGCUCUUAUUUUUUCAAUUUGUUAGGUUUUUUGGUUUUCAAUUUGUAGCAAAGAUUGAAAUAUUUGAGAUUUAGGGGGAAAAUCAUAUCAUUUUGCUUCUUAUUAUUGUGCAAAAUUUAUUAUCAUACAAAUUAUUUCUUGUAACACAACCAUCAUUGUUAAAAUAUUAACAAAAUGUAUGAAGUCAAACUAGUAUUUAUAUAUGUGUUCUGUUUGUUUUUGAAUUCUAAGUACAAUGAAGAAUGUAUUUAUUUUACUUUGACGUGUUUAAAAACAAAAAUAUUUUGUGCACAUAAACAACCUUUUUAUCAAAAAUAUUGCUCUAAUUUUUAAGUGUACUAUCUUAUUCGAAAGAAAAUUGUAUUUAGUUGAUGCAUUUCUGAAUUUUUUGUUUUUUUUUUUUAUUCAUUUGGAAAAACUUAGAAAAAACAGGAUAAUUUAUGACAUUAACAGUUUCAUUAUUUUUUUUCUUGUUUUUUUAUUGGAUUUGGUUAAAAAUAUCAUAGAGACCUUAAAUAUUUAUUGAAUACAUAUAUUAGCUCAUUCUAGCCACGGUGAAAUUUUCAAAACAUUCUUCCAAUUUUUAAUCUAUUUAUAGGUAUUUAACAUUUUUGAGUCUUUAAUUUUUAUUUGGUUUAUGUGGAUGAAAUUAUUUUAAAAUGCUUAAUAAUUUUACAUGAGUUUCAUCAUAAAUUAUCCUUAGUGGUAAAAAAAAAAAAAAAUUAGUGAAAUGAAGUUUUUUUUUAUGCGUUCAGAGUUUAAAUUGUUUUUCAAAAUAGUUUAGAUUCAGAUUUAAAUUUAAUAUUUUUAUAUAUACUACCUAGCAAACUUCAUACCCGUUAGUAGUAUCAGCUCUUUUUAUUUAUUGAUUUAAGUAUUAAAUUUAAUGAAAGUCAAAUUUUCUUUAUGUGAAUAUUUUAAAUUAAAUAUAUAAAUAUAUUUUUAUCAUAUAACAUAUUAAUUUAAUUAAUUCUGAUAUGGCCAAAUUAAUCAUUUUGAUAGUUUAAUUAUUAAAUUAAGAUGUUUUUGCAGUUAUUUAUGAUGUUUGUGAUUGCGUCUUUGGCUAACCUGCUGCCGCUUAUAGUUUAUCGAUUUGUUAGCAAAUGUACAAAAUGUAAGUUAUUUGUUUCUAUAGUUAACAUCAAGCUAAGUAUAUGUAAUAUUUGUUAAUUUAAAUAAUAUUUGAAUACCUAACUAUAUUUUAGUAUUUAUUAUUAUAUUACAGAUAACAAUAUAACAAUUAUUAUUAUAAGUUACUGAGAAUAUUAUUCUAAUACUUGUAUUAUCCAAAGAUUUAGUAUAAUAAUAAUUUAUUUAAUAUCAACAAUACAUUUUAAAAUAUAAAAAUAAUACUAUGAUUUUGAUGUUGGGCAUAAAGUUUGCUUCGCUUAAAUUCAGUGAUAUUUAUAUAUAUUAUAAUUAAUUAUUACCCAUUUAAAAUUACUAUUUACUGAAUUCUGUGUUUUAUGAUUUUGAAUUUGUAUACAAUAUUUUACAAGUGUAUUUAAACUACUAAGAAAAAUUAAAAUCUAUAAUUUAGUAUAUUUUUCCAUUUUUUUAUUAAAAGCUUUUAGUUAAAACUAUUAAGCUCAUUGUGUAAUGCAUAUUCAUUUUUUUAUCAGUAAAUCUCUCUCUGACAAAUUAAUACACCCACCAGAAGCAAUUUUUUUAAUAUGAUUAUAACUAUUAUUAGUAAUUAACAUUUAAGAAGGUAAUAUACUAUUCUUGUGUGGUCAAAUUAAAACUGAACACAUAAAUUUGUAACAAAUGUCUGUUUUUUAAGUUUUUUUUUUUUUUUAUGUGUGUCAGUCAACUAUAAUGUAAACUUAAAAUACAAUCAGUUAAUAAAAGAACAUUCAUUAUCAUUGGUUUUUAUUAUAAAUGAAAACAUUAUUAAUUUUAGUAAAUAUAGGAAAUUAGAAAUACAAUACUUUAGUUUGGACCUAAGUGAUGUAAAUAUAAUUAUGUACGUAUAAACAUUUUUUAACACACCAUGAGUCGCAUCAUUAUUUGUAACACAUAUGGUUGCAUAAGGUCUUUUUGACCGUUCACUUAUAUCUUAUAUUUUUUUAAACAUUUUACACACAAAUGCAUUUAUUAAUGAUUUACAAAAAUUAUACUUCAUUUAAUUACUAUAUUUUACAAUUAAAGUUUAUAUUAAUGGAAAUAUUAUACUAAAGCUUAAAGUGAAAAUAAAUUAUUAAAAAUACCGACACAAGCGUGUAAUGACUAACAUGACACGUAUAAAAUUAAACGAAAAUAUUGCAACCUUCAAUUAAUUAUUUGAAGAGAUAAGAAAUAAGUGACUGGAUAGAUUGUUUUUGUUGGUUUUUUUUAUUUAAAAUUGGACGUUGAUGAAAAUAAUACCUAACAAAAUUGAUGCCAAGUUUAGUCACACAGGGUAUUAUUGAUAGGUUAUAGAUUUUAAAAAUGACUAUAAAUUCGACAAACAAUAAUUAAAUGUUCUAAAUAGUUUUAAAAAAUAGCGUAAAAUGUACAUUAAAGGUAUCGAAUUGCAUGAGAUAAAGUAAAUUACUCACAAUGAGUAAUUAGUAAAAUAAUAAACUCACAGCCUGAAAGACCGUGACGUGACUCAUGGCGGGUUAAGUAAAAAACAGUUAUGUCCAUUAACUUAAUAUUUUUUACAUUAUGUUAAUUAAAAUAAAUAUACAUUUGUUAUAGAUAGAGUUAACUACAACACAAAGUCAUCACUGAUCGAUAGGUACUCAAGAAAAAUGAUUUUAUUAUCAAGUGUGAAUCGUGUAUUUUAUCCUCUACUAUUAUUUUAUGUAUAUUUGUGUAUAGGUAAUCAUUUAAUUUUAUAAUAAUUUAAUAAUUUAUUUUUAUAUUUGACUUAUUUAAUUGUUUUAUUAGGUCCUUGGGCUGUGGGAGAACUUGUUACUGAUUUAUUAGGAUGGGUUUUUCCUUGGGGUAUAUAUAUUAAAGGAAGGCUAGUAAAAGAUUCAUUUAUAUAUGCUUAUGGAUUUGGACAAGUAAGCUUAUUACAAUUUAUUGUUAAUACAUUAUAAUAUUUUAUUUUACAUUUAUUCUUCUUCUCCUUUGCCUUCAUCCCAACUAUUUGGGAUCGCCCCCCCCCCUCAUUCUAAACUUCCAUUUGAUCCAAUCUUCCACCUCACAUACACCAACUGUCCUUGAAUCAUUAUUAUUAUCUUAUUUAUUAAUUGCUAUUUUUUUUAUUUUUAUUUUUGUUAGAUUGUAACAUUUCAGUUGCCUCUUAAUUGUAUACUUUGUGACCGACUCAAUAAAAAGUAAUCUAUUUUUUGUUUACUUUAAAAUAAGGACAGAAUAAAAAUAAUAUAUUUUAAUUUUGAUUUUAGAAUGCAAAUAUUGCCAAAUAUGCAAUAUACAUUUUUUACUUCUCCAUAUAUUUAUAUAGAUAUGAUUUUUUUCAUUCUUAUAAUUUGGCAAAUUGUGUGUUGCUUAUGGUUUUUUGGAGCAUAUGGUUGGAUAGCUACUAUAUUUGGUCCAUUAAAAACAUGGUCAAUAUUUAUUGCACUUUGGCUUUGGAAUGAAAUUAGGAAAAUAUCUAUAAAUGAAUUAAGAUGUGCAACAGGUAAUACAUCAUCAAUCAAAUAAAUAAUAAACCCUUAUGUUUAUUUUUUUAAUUCAUAAUUUUCUUAAUGAAUUAAAUAAUAUAUAUUUUGACAUUAAUAAUUGGUUUAUUUUUUGUGUUUUUCCAAAACAGGAGCAAUGGAAAAACUAAACCAAAAUUAA